UUGAGGAAUUUCAAGACCGUGAUAGUGGAUGGGCUUUUGUUAGUAACUCUCAUUUAGAGAUCAACAUUAACAAGUAUCAACCAUUACGAGGUUCAAGCUAUGUUGACCUGCCAAAGUUCAUAAAAAACAAAAAAGCAUGUAUAAAUAUACAAAACAACGAUCAAUGCUGUUUUUUAUGGUGUGUAACAGCGGCUUUGCAUCCUUCUACAAAACACCCUGAAAGAGUAUCAUCUUAUCCUAAUUUUCGAGACGUUUUGAAUAUUUCUCAAAUUUCUUUUCCAGUCACAUUUGAUGACAUAAGAAUAUUCGAAAAAAAUAACCCUAUGAUUUCAUUGACGAUUUUUGGUUUGAAAAAUAAUAAAAUUGUUGUGGGCCCCCUUUACAAGUCUAAAGUAUCUAGUAAUCAGAAAUGUAGAAAAAAUAUAAACCUACUUUUAAUAGACGAUGGUAGUCACCCACCACAUUAUGUUCUAAUUAAAGACUUGAGUCGUCUUGUGCGCAGACAAGUAACAAAGCAUAAUAGUAAGAUAUACUUUUGCGAAACCUGUCUGUUAUUUUUUCUCACGCAGGAAGAACUCGCAAAUCACUUGUGUACUGGAAUAGUUACCGUUUUACCAGAAAAGGGGACAGUAAUUAAAUUUAAACAUUUCGAUCGUAAACAGAAUGUUCCAUUCGUUAUAUAUGCAGAUUUUGAAUCGUUACUACAACCAACUGAAACUAGUGACUCUGAUACUGAUACUAGUGAUAGUCUUACCCCUAACACUACAACUUUGCAUCAUCAUAUACCAGCUGCCUUUGGGUAUCAUAUUGUUUGUAACGCAGAUCCGAGUCAUAAUCGUUAUUUCUCUUAUCGCGGUACUGAUUGCGUCGAUAAAUUUAUUGAGGCAAUCUACAAAGAUGUUGCUAAAAUUUAUAAAAUUGUGAACAAAAAUACCCCAAUAAUAUGUAAUGAGAAUGACGACCAAAACUUUUUGAACGCUAAACGUUGUCAUAUUUGUAACCAUUUUCUAUUUUCUGAUCGGGUUCGAGAUCACUGUCACAUUACAGGAAGAUAUCGGGGAGCGGCACAUAAUAUAUGUAACUUACAAUAUAAACGUCCUUGUUUCGUACCUAUUUUUUUUCACAAUCUGUCUGGUUAUGAUUGCCAUCUAUUUAUCAAAAAAUUGGGGGAGGCACCUGGAAACGUCAAAGUUAUACCUAAAACCAAAGAAAACUAUAUUUCUUUUACUAAAUUUAUCCCUAUCGAGAAUGAGUAUUUUCAGCUUCGUUUUGUAGAUUCUUUCAAAUUUUUAGAUACAAGUUUAGAAAAACUAACUACAACUAUGCAGAAAUCUGACUUUGUUCAUUUACAUAAAUAUUUUUGUAAUGAUGAGGAGUUUGAAUUACUUACACGAAAAGGUGUGUUUCCCUAUGAGUAUAUGAAUAAAUGGCAAUGUUUUGAAGAAAAAUACCUGCCAAGUAUUGACUGUUUUCAUAAUUCGCUCACUGAUGAGAACAUUUCUGUAAAAGAUUAUAAUCAUGCGCAAAAAGUAUGGCAACAGUUUAAAAUUCAAAAUUUAGGUGAAUAUACAGACCUAUAUUUGCAAACGGAUGUUCUUCUGCUAACCGAUAUUUUUGAAAAGUUUCGCGCUACUUGCAAACAACACUAUGACUUGGAUCCUGCUUUUUAUUUAACUACACCUAGCUUAUCAUUUGAUGCCAUGCUUCUGAAAACUGGUAUUGAAUUAGAGCUUAUAGAUGACUUUAACAUGCUUAAGAUGAUCCAAUCUGGAAUAAGAGGGGGAGUCUGUAUGACCUCUCUACGAUAUGCAAAGGCUAAUAACAUAUACUUACCUCACUAUGACUCAUCCCAGAUAGACUCAUACCUAAUUUAUAUCGACUGUAAUAAUUUAUAUGGUUACAGCAUGUGUCAGUAUAUGCCCCUAUCAGACUUUAGGUUUCUAGAAACCAAUGAAAUAAGUGCUUUAAAUAUCACUCAAAUCCCUGAUGACUCGGAUUAUGGUUUCAUUCUAGAAGUUGAUAUUAUUUACCCCAAUGAUUUACAUGAUAAACAUAAUGAUUUACCAUUUUGUCCCGAAAAAUGUGUUCCACCAGGUGGGACGCAUUAUAAACUGGUACCUAAUCUAUAUGACAAAUAUUUGUAUGUGAUUCAUUAUGUACAUUUGAAAACGUGUCUUAAACAUGGUUUAAAAUUAAAAAAAGUACAUAGAGUAAUUACGUUCAAACAGUCCCCUUACUUAAAACAAUAUAUUGAUAUGAAUACAAGGCUACGUCAAGAGGCAACGUCUGUCUUUGAACAAGAUUUUUGUAAAUUGAUGAAUAACAGUAUAUUUGGUAAAACUUUAGAAAAUACUGAGAAAAGGGUUGAUGUGCGCUUAGUUAAUCAGUGGACAGACAAUGAUAACACAACAAAAAAGAAAAUCACCGCUGACAGAUUAAUUGCAAGGCCAAAUUUUCACAGUGUAUCAGUUUUUACUGAAAAUUUGGUGGCAGUUCAAUUGAAACCAGAUCUAAUAAUUUUAGAUAAACCGAUCUACAUUGGUUUCGCUGUACUAGAGUUAUCUAAAAGUCAUAUGUAUGAUUUUCAUUAUUCAGUAUUUAAACGUUUUUAUGAUACUCGUCUACAAAUGUGUUACACGGAUACAGAUAGUUUUGUUUAUUAUAUACAAACAAAAGACUUUUUUAAAGAUUUAAGAAUGCAUUUUUUAACAUAUUUCGAUACUAGUUGUUACGAUAUUGAUAAUAAAUUUUUAUUACCUGUUCAAAAUAAAAAAGUGCCAGGACUUUUUAAGGAUGAAAUGAAAGGAAAAAUGAUUAAAGAGUAUGUUGGACUUCGUUCUAAAGUGUAUUCUAUCAAAACAGUUGAUAAAAUUAUUAAAAAAGCUAAGGGUGUGAGAGAACCUGUAGUAUGCAAAUUUGAGUUUUCUCAUUACGUGAAAUCAUUAUUUCAAGGAGAUGAAAUAAAAAGAAGAAACAUAUUAUUUAAGUCGAUUAAGCACAAUAUAUUUACCCAAAGUGUAAAUAAAGUCGCCCUUUCAGCUAAUGAUGAUAAGCGUAUGAUAUCUGACAACCAAAUAGUGACGAAAGCUUGGGGGCAUACCUCAAUACUUAAUGUUUAAUUUGUAAUCAAUUGUCAUGUUUUGUAUAAAAUAAAUUGUACUAUAUGCAGUCAGAGGUCAUUAGUAAAUUGAAUAGCACAUAUAAUUGAAACAACAUUUUGAUAUUAAUUUUAUAAAUCUAUUAAAAACUAUAAAUAUAAGUUGAAGAUAAUAACUAAUUCAAUUAUAUGUCCUAAAAAUAAAUCUUUCUUCUACUUAUUAUACUUAUUGUGUUUUUAUUUUAACAAUAUUAUUCAGUGAUGUCUUAUGAUAAAUAAAUAUAUUAUCUUAUUAUUUUCUUGUUUUCAUUUUAAUUUACCUUAAACAUUUCUAUAGAUAGUUUAUUCAUAAACGUGUUCAUAAAACAAGUUGUGACUUGUUUAGGUAAAGACAUACACACGUGUAAAGUUAAAGCUAUCAUAUAACAGGAUUGCGCAUUUAUAUUUUGCUGAACAAACAAUAGCUAACCUUUAUAAGCGCAAAGUAAUUUUUAAUUGGUUACAUUCGAAUAGCAUCAACGCGUCUUUAUUAUCCACUCGCAGACAUAGACCUGGUUUUCAAAAAAUGGCAGACAGCGAAGACAUCCCAAUUCCAUUUUCGCAAUAUGCACAAGAGUUUGAGCUACCACAAGAAUUUGACGAUAGCGACUUAUAUAAAAAAAUUAAAAAGAACAUCGAAAACCCUAAAG
This is a messenger RNA of Leguminivora glycinivorella, 3786 nucleotides long. RefSeq lists its product as uncharacterized. The record is from RefSeq and is a predicted model, not a curated record. The coding region runs from base 324 to 3119 and encodes 931 amino acids. Lineage: Eukaryota; Metazoa; Arthropoda; Insecta; Lepidoptera; Tortricidae. The transcript is spliced from 2 exons.